UUCCCUACAGUUUACAUUGGACAACAAAGAGGACCCCGUGGCUCUGGAGUGCCUGUCGUGUUCUUGUGCUGCAGGUAAAGCUCUAUGUAAUCACAUAGUAGCCCUGCUAUUUCAGACGGCACACUACAGUACCAUCGGCUUCAAGACUGUACCACUGCCACUGCCAUCCACCAGCUCACUGCAGACAUGGCAUCGUCCAAGGACACAGGGAAUUGCACCAGAGGCAACAAAUGAGAUGAAGGUGUGUAAGCCACAGAAGAAAAGAAGUGUUGGAACUGGUGCCAAGUGCACACUUUACAGAGCAUAUACUGGGCCUCUUCCAGAUCCUCAUGUGAUGGCCAUUGGUGAAAAACUUAAAGACAUCCGUCCACAGCCUGGGAUAUGCAAAUUGUUACACGGAAUUCAGGAACUUAAAUUAGUGGACUCUAAAUUUGGCCCUGUCCCAUUUGGCUCUGUCCUUUCCUACCAAUGCCCUCCUGAAACAAGUAAAGACUGUAUUAGACACCCUGAUGCCCCUGCAUUUCCCAAGUUACCAGUUGAUGGGUACAGUUUUAAAUUCCCAGUAAAAUUUGAGCCCAACUACAAACAACAAUGCCACCUGGAGAGCUUGAAGGUAACGCAAGAGAUCUCAUCUGCUAUUGAAGCUGAUACCAGGCAGCAAUCAGAAUGCCAGUUAUGGACUCUGGUACGCAAACCUCGACUCACAGCCAGCCGAUUCCGUGAGAUAUGCCAUGUUCGUGGGGAGUCUUCUGCCAAAGCUUUGGCUUCUCGCAUCCUGAGGGGAGCUCCUCAGACAGCUGCCAUGAAACGUGGUUUGGACCUGGAAUCUGACAUACUGCGGCAGUAUGCAGAUUUUUGUGAUGUCACAGUGACAUCUUGUGGGGUAAUCAUCCACCCAGAUGCACCUCACCUUGGGGCUACCCCGGAUGGUAAAGUCUUCGACCCUUCUGAGAUGCCACCUUUUGGCCUGGCAGAGGUUAAAACUUGUAAUGUACAAAGUGUUGAACAAGUUAAACACCUGACCACAGUUAAAGGCAAAGCAUCCUUACGGAAGACUCACAAGUACUACUAUCAGGUACAAGGACAACUAGCCAUUACCGGCCUUCAGUGGUGUGAUUUCAUCACAGAUACACACACUGACUUUACAGUAGAAAGAAUCUAUAGGGAUGAGGAGAUUAUCCACUCAAUGCGGGAAAAUCUUGAUAAUUUCUACUACAACAUUUACAUGGAUGUCUUCUUAUGUCAUAAAUCUUAAAACAUUACAAUGUAAAUAGUUGUUACUGGUGAAUGGUAGCACCUGUGAAGCUGAAAUAAGCAAUUGAACAGAUGUUUA
Messenger RNA from Fundulus heteroclitus (mummichog), 1333 nucleotides. RefSeq lists its product as uncharacterized. The transcript is spliced from 5 exons. Bases 236 to 1255 code for a protein of 339 amino acids. Lineage: Eukaryota; Metazoa; Chordata; Actinopteri; Cyprinodontiformes; Fundulidae. The record is from RefSeq and is a predicted model, not a curated record.